Molecule: messenger RNA, 1597 nt
Organism: Hyla sarda
Lineage: Eukaryota; Metazoa; Chordata; Amphibia; Anura; Hylidae
Gene: ADAT2
Product: adenosine deaminase tRNA specific 2
Exons: 7
Coding region: 142-699 (185 amino acids)
Biological process (GO): tRNA wobble adenosine to inosine editing
Cellular component (GO): nucleus; cytoplasm
Molecular function (GO): zinc ion binding; tRNA-specific adenosine-34 deaminase activity
Source: RefSeq, a predicted model, not a curated record
ACUGAUUCCACAGGGUCCUAAAGGAUCCCAUUGACUUGAAUGGUUCAGGUCCACACCGAUGAGAUAUUGGGAAUUAUUUAUCAAUCACCAAGUUCAGGAUAAAACGCGUUGACCCACACCAAGAUUAUUCUAAUAAGUGACAUGACUGAACUGUGCAUAUUAUAUGGAAAAAUGGAACCAUCAGAGAUGACUGAAGAGAUGAAAAGUUGGAUGGACAAGGCCUUUCAAAUGGCUCAGGAUGCCUUAGAUAAUGGUGAAGUUCCUGUUGGAUGUCUCAUGGUCCAUGACAAUCAGAUUGUGGGACAAGGAAGAAAUGAAGUCAAUGAAACAAAAAAUGCUACACGUCAUGCAGAAAUGGUGGCAAUUGAUCAGGUGUUAGACUGGUGUACAAAGAAUGACAAGAACUCCAGUGAAGUUUUUGAAAACACCAUCUUGUAUGUGACUGUAGAGCCUUGCAUCAUGUGUGCCGGAGCUCUCCGUUUACUUCGAAUUCCUUUUGUGGUAUAUGGUUGCCGUAAUGAACGGUUUGGUGGAUGUGGAUCAGUUCUGAAUGUUGCUGAAAAUAAUAUACCAAACACAGGAGCUCCAUUCAAGUACAUAGGAGGAUACAAGGCUGAGACAGCUGUGGAGAUGUUAAAGACUUUUUACAAGCAAGAAAACCCUAAUGCUCCAAAAUCAAAAGUCCGUAAAAAGGAAUAAAAAUAUUUCCAAUAUAGUUGUAUGUAUGCUGUAUUUGAUGACUAAUUUGCUUGAAGAAAUACUGAAAAGAGGCCCAAAACUCCAUGAGACAUCCUCUGUCAUCUACUUCAUGUUCACGGUUGUGUCCUUGGCUGCCACGUAAACUUCUUCUAUGCUGUUGUUUUUUUUAAUCUUGUGAUAUUUUUGCAAUAAAAAUGUUCUGGUAUGAGAUAUCACUGAUUCCAAGUGUUUCUUUCAUUGUGUUUGCACAAUUUAAAGUACUUGGAAACCAGAUGGCAGCCACCAGACCAAUACAUUUUAGACCAGAAGAGGUCAGCACUGCUACAUACACACUUAGUUUCACAUGCAAUAUAAUCAGAAAAAAAAAAUUGUGGUAUGUUAAAGCUGGAACACCUUAUUAUAGUUUGUGACAACUAUAAAAAAUGUUGACUUUCCAACUGAAAAAAAGUAAUGUUAUCUCAUGUGUUUUGGUGUGCUGUGCAGAUGGUUAACAUUUUUUACAUAAUAUAUACAUUUUGUUGUACCAAACCUAGGUCACAAUAGAACUCCAAACCUCACGUAUCUACAGUAAGCAAAGUACCAGUUCAGCUUUAUGCAGAGAAGCCAUUAUUUGUGACAGACUGGUUGCUAUGAAUACAUUGCCUAACAUCUACAUCCAACUAUGGGCAAAUGGGCAAGAUAUUUAGAUAAAGGGCUAGGGCAUUAAACUCAAUCUUUGCCCCCCGGUAAAAUAAAUCUAGCCAUGCAUUUGCUUUAAAGCUCAACCUCAGUGAUGGAUUGGGCAACAGGAUAUAAAUUUUUGUGCCACCCUGGAUGAGUUUCAGGGGGGCUAGUACUGAUCUGACACCCCCCACCCGAAGUUGACAGAUGAGAGAGAUGUUAGUUCAGAAGUUGCUGC